ACUCAGUGCAGCCUCAUCUCGGAGAACGCCAUUGAGAAAGAGUGAGUGAAAGAGAGAGAGAGCGAGCUAGAGAGAAAUAGAGCAGAUCAGAGGAAGAGAAAGGAAAGAGACAGAGCGACAUACUCUAUGAAAAAAAGUGUCCAUAAUUCGUCACCCUUUCUUUCUCAAUUUCCAUCACAAACCCUACCGGUGCUUGGAUGAACCAAAACCUAUCGAUCAGUCAGUGCUACACCUGGAUCUCCUGACCAGCUCCGAGCAGGCAUGUCCCGAAGGAAGCAGAGCAACCCCAGGCAAAUUAAACGUCCCCUAGAGGAUGGCGCCCUGGGGGAAGAGGAGGAGUGUGUGUCGGAGGAGAACGAACUCAUGGCCAAAGAUGAGUUCUCCACAGAGGAUUUCUCAGCAGAGUUUGAGUCAGAGAACAUGAGCUGUGAGGACAUUGAGUAUUACUGCAACAAAGGUGAAGAAGAUGGCAAUGGAGAAGCAGGGGAGUCAGACAUGGAUGGGCAGAGUGAGUCCAGACACCCAGCUAUAGGACCAGAGGAUUGGGAUGGACCAAGAGAGCUGGAUGCGUUCCACAAGGAUGGGGAGCGUCGGAUCCACAGCCGCCAGCAGCUCCCUGUGGGAACCACGUGGGGACCUUUCAACGGGAAGAUCGAGAUGAACAUGGAUGGCAGCGGCAUGAAGAUGAAGAGCUGUGUACCGGUGGUGCUCGGCGCGGGCCCCAGGUGGCUGCUGGAUGUGACUUGGCAAGGAGCAGAAGACAACAAAAAUAACUGUGUGGUGUACAGCAAAGGUGGCCAGCUGUGGUGUACCACCACUAAGAACAUCAUGGGGGGCGAGGAGCUAGUGGCGUUCGCCGUGGACUUUGACUCCCGUCUACAGGCCAUCAACCACAUGUCUCUGAGCGAGGGGAUGUACCCGGCUAGACUGCUGGACACCAUCCAGCUCCUGCCUCAGCAGGCCGCCAUGGCCUCCAUUCUGCCCACCGCCAUCGUCAACAAGGACAUCUUCCCAUGUAAGGCGUGUGGGAUCUGGUACCGCAGUGAGAGGAACCUGCAGGCCCACCUGAUGUACUACUGCAGUGGCAGGCAGAGGGAGCCAGAGAGCCAAGGGGAGGAGAACGACAACGGACCCCACCAGACACCCAGCAUCUGCCCCUUCCCACAGUGCAACAAGAGCUUCACCAGCGCCAGGGCCCUGGAAAUGCACCUGAGCACGCACAGCGGUGUCAAAAUGGAAGAGACGCUCCCCCCUGGCACCAGCUUGAAAUGCACAAUCUGUAACUACACGGCGGAUUCUCUUAUUACAUUCCAACAUCACAUCCUCUCUCACCUGUCACAGGCCGCCUUCAGAUGCAAUCACUGCCAUAUCAGCUUUCAGAACCACAGGGAACUCUUGCAGCAUCAGGACUUACACAGCCACCAUGGCCACGGUGGUGGCAGCAAACUUCACAGGGAGAGCGACAGCGAGCACUCCCCCAGGGGGGCGGAGGAAGCCCUGCAGCAGGCGGCGGCCCGCGUCGAGCUGGCCAACCGGAAGGAAGCCCUCCAGAGUCCCAAAGGAUCCCUCAGCAAGGACGCCACCAUCGACAGCGAGCUGGAGAAGGCUGAGAAAAAGCCCAUGCUGUCAGGGUUGAAGGGGGAUGGUGGCCAUCCGGGCAGUAAGGCCAGCUUCUCCUACACCCGGAUCAAGUCUGAGCCCUCCAGCCCCCGCUUGGCCUCCUCUCCUGUUCAGCAUAACAUGGGCCCCACCUACCCCAUGGGGCCCUUCCUGUCCCAGUUCGCUUUCUCCCAGGACAUUUCUGUCGUCCCGCAGGCUUCUGAGAUUCUGGCUAAAAUGUCAGAGCUGGUGCACCGGAGGCUACGUCACGGAGGGAACACAGUCUACCCUCCGGUGAUCUACAGCCCCCUCAUCCCCAAAGGGGCCACGUGUUUCGAAUGCAAUAUCACCUUCAACAACCUGGAAAACUACCUGGUCCACAAAAAGCACUACUGUAACAGUCGUUGGCAGCACAUGACCAAGUCGCCUGACUUCUCCAGCAUCUCAGACAAGGCCGUGAGCCCCAACAGUGGCCACAGCUCAGUCAGUAUGCUCACCGGAUGCCACCCGUCUGAGGUCACCGACAGCCACCUGAUGCAGUCGGCCUGUUUGUCAGUCAACUCUCAGAGUGUUCUGGACAUGAUCAAUGCAGGAGGGGCAGUGAAAGGCCCUGGCCCAGAGAAGGAGCUCCCGGGGCAGGUGAAGAAGGUCUCCACCACCCCGACCGGGAUGGAGGAGAGGCUGAACGGGAAGCAGCAGGCAGUGGAGGGGAAGAGCCCUACCAACACGCCUCUGGUGGAGACUGACGUCAACGACCCCAACCAGACUUCCUGUGCGGCCUGCAAUAUCACCUUUAGCCGCCACGAGACCUACAUGGUCCACAAGCAGUACUAUUGUGCUACGCGUCACGACCCCCCGAUGAAACGCAUGUCCGCCAACAAGGUUCCGUCCAUGCAGAGGACCAUGAGGACCCGCAAGCGUAGGAAGAUGUACGAGAUGUGUCUCCCAGACCAGGACCCGAGAGGACCCUCCAUUGGGCAGCCAGGGUUCCUGGGGGUCCCUCCUAUGGCGAACCCCUGUACGUCCCAGGAGGCGGUGGAGAGCCUGGCCGACCGCUUUCACCCUCGCUGUGACGUCUUCCCAGGGAUGGUCCCCAAACACCUGGAGGCUUCCCUCACCGUCACCAAGUCUAUCAUGGCCCCCAACAGUAAUGCCACUAUGGACCAGCAGGAGCUGGACGCACCCAUCGAUCUCAGCAAAAAGUGCUUGCCGAUCCCCAAUGACAAGACAUCGCCAAACUCCCCCAAAAGACUGUUAGACUAUCACGAAUGUACAGUGUGCAAGAUCAGUUUUAACAAAGUGGAGAACUACCUUGCGCAUAAACAGAACUUUUGCCCUGUGACAACAGCCACAGCCUCCCAGCAGCACGGUGGUGAGACCAUGUUCCCAGACGUGGUGAAGAGUGAAGGCAGUAAUCCUGAUGACGCCUACAAUAAGAGCCCAUGUGAGAAGAACGGCAAUGAUAAAAUAAUUGUGCAGAAUGGGGGUGGAAUGUUCCCCCCUCACAUGGGCGCAGUGCCGGGUCUCAAGCCCUUCAGCGAGGCUCAGCUCAUCCCGACUAAAGACCAGAACAUGUUUCUGCCCCACUGCCUUUAUCCCGGCGCAAUAAAGAAGAUGAAAGGUGCCGAGCAAAUAUCGCCCUACUUCGGGAUAAAGCCGACCGAUUACGUGGCCGCGGUGGUCAUGCAGGGCGAGAGAGAGGUGAGCAGCGAGCAGGAGCAGAGCACUAAUGGAGGGGGACCAGAGACGGGGAGAGAGCAGCCUGCUGCCAACGGCUGCCCACUCCCCAGCAAAGAGCCACUGCCCCUGCUGCCCAAAAACAGGGGCAUGGUGAUAGUCAACGGCGGUCACAAGCCAGAGGAGCGCUCGGGAUCGGGGCCCGUCCCACCCAACCAGGAUAACCAAUCCCACAAUCCCCAGCAGCAAGACGGCCACCCCUCACCCACGUGGGGUGCUGAGAACCCGUCCGACUCCAACGAGAACGUGUCGCCCGCGUCCAAGUCUCCGACCGAGGAGACGGUGGCCACGGUGACAAAGGGUUUGAAUGGGUCGUCCCAGGCUCCGGGCAGCGGGAAGUACUGCCGCCUCUGUGACAUCCAAUUCAACAACCUAUCAAACUUUAUUACCCAUAAAAAGUUUUACUGCUCGUCACAUGCUGCGGAGCACGUGAAAUGAACUAGUUCCUGUUUAUUUUCUGCUCGUCACAUGCUGCGGAGCACGUGAAAUGAACUAGUUCCUGUUUAUUUUCUGCUCGUCACAUGCUGCGGAGCACGUGAAAUGAACUAGUUCCUGUUUAUUUUCUGCUCGUCACAUGCUGCGGAGCACAUGAAAUGAACUAGUUCCUGUUUAUUUUCUGCUCGUCACAUGCUGCGGAGCACGUGAAAUGAACUAGUUCCUGUUUAGUUUUCCUGUCCCUUCCCACUCCCCUGUUUUCUGUUUGGGUACACUGUCGUGUCUGGAAUAAUGCAUCACUCACGCAGUUCUAAACGCUGCUUGUGGACAAUCAAGAGAGGCUUCUUCUUUCAUCAUUUUAACACCUCAUUGCAAAUCAUUGGUUAAAAAAAGAAAAAAUGAAUCCAGAGUUGGUGCCACUUUCACAUGUAUUUAUUUUACAAUCAGUAUUAAUAGUAGUGAUCUUAAUUUAAAAUUCAAAUGAAAUUUAUAUCAGAGUUGUUUGUAAUGUUAUUGUAUAGUCAUUCUUGUGUAGCACACAUUGUUUACACUGUAAUGUAGGCUCAAUGAAACGAUAGAAUACAAAUGAGAUGCAUUUUAGACACAAAAUAGCUACGGAAGCACUUGUCUAUUCUUAUUUGCUGUAACAGUUUUUGUAUAUGCCUAAAUGUCAUUUGCAGCUUUGCUAUUCAUGACUGGGAUUCUUGGCCUUAACCCUUUGGUGGGAUAGCCAGGUACAAUCCAGCUGCAUCUUCUGUUUUGGCAUACACUUGGCUUAGCAUACGUAUGUGGCUGUGUCCCUGUCUCUUUUCUUCAACUCAGACGUGGAUGUUUUCAGGAGGAUGGCAACAUUCUUGUACAGUACUCAUAUUUCUGUUUGCUGAACUACACUUUGGUCUCCCUUUUUAACUUUUGCUCUCGAUGCAAUACUUUGUAAAUGAGGGAACAUUACUGAAAGCAGUAUUAUGAGAGGGGGACUGCAUUAUAUUAUUUGGAGAAGAAAAUUGUACAAGAAUUACAUUUAUUGCUGUUGAUGGUGGUUGGUUGACGGGGGAUACGGAUGUAAAAUAAUCAUUCCAAUGUCCUAAUUAUGGGAGAGAAAAAAAGUUUCUUAAAAAACAUUGUUGCUAUGCAUGUAUAUGGAUGGAAUAAAAUUCCAGAACUGUUGGAAAUAAUUUUUAUUUUGAUGUGGUGUCAUAAUUAAACUUAAAUCCUCA
Messenger RNA from Oncorhynchus nerka (sockeye salmon), 4988 nucleotides. Its product is annotated as zinc finger protein ZFPM2-like. Gene Ontology annotation, molecular function: RNA polymerase II-specific DNA-binding transcription factor binding. Gene Ontology annotation, cellular component: nucleus. The record is from RefSeq and is a predicted model, not a curated record. Gene Ontology annotation, biological process: positive regulation of transcription by RNA polymerase II; heart development; negative regulation of transcription by RNA polymerase II. Lineage: Eukaryota; Metazoa; Chordata; Actinopteri; Salmoniformes; Salmonidae.